GGAGAAGGGUGCGCUUAGGGGCGGGGCCUGCGGCGGAAGCGGCGUCCGUGGGCUCGGUGCGGGGCAGGCUGCAGCGAUGCUGCCUGCGGGGUGGCUGCGGCUGUUGGCCGCGCUCUGCAGCCUCCUGCUGGGGCAGGCCCAGACCCCGAGCCCCGGGGUGCCGCCGGAGCGGAGCCGGCCCUACGCGGUGCUGCGCGGGCAGAACCUGGUGUUGAUGGGGACCAUUUUCAGCAUCCUGCUGGUGACCGUCAUCCUUAUGGCAUUUUGUGUCUACAAGCCCAUCCGUCGUCGGUGAUGGCUGCACGGGAUCACCCUGUUUCGAGUUUCUGGGAUGGAAACAUGAGCCGCUGGAGAUGGUGGAAUCAGCUUCUUGGAAGUGACUGUUGAUCUGAUGGGUGGUAAACGUGACGGGCUUUGGGAAGGCACCCAGCAGUAAUCGUUACCCUAACAUCAGUUAUUGGUGGCUGAGUCAAUGUCUCAGUGUUUCUUUUUGUUUGGCUGUACCAGUUAAAAGUGAAGCCGGAAGCCCCAAGGUUCCCUGUAAAGAUGUGUCCAUUGCAGUGUCCACUGGAAGAACCGCACUGGAGAAGAGGAUGCAUCACUAAUGCUUGAAAUAGUAAGGAGGCUUAACAUGUAGACAUCCCCUGCUUUCAACCAUUCUGUCACUAUGUGUUGCUCACACAUGGGGGCCAGGAAGAUGGCUCAGCAGGUAGAGGGGCUUGCCACCAAGCCUGAUGACCUGAGUUUGAUUCCCAGCACUCAUCUGGUGGAAGGAGAGAACCGACUCCCGUGGGUUGUUCUCUGACCCCCGCAGAUGAAUAAAUAUAAAAACAAAGCCCACGUUUUUGCUCUACUGAGCUGCCCUAGAAUACCCUGGGUGCAAAGCCAGCGUUCGCUGUGGGCCACCUAGGCCAGCGCUCCUGCAUCGGCACUGUACUUGAAUGCCCACAGUUCUGCCAGAAUUGUAUCCUCGGUCUGUAACCCCAAGCCCCCUUGGCCUGGAAGGCUCUGGGUUGGACUGGAAAUGCUCCUGUCUACCAGAAGAACAACUCCACCUGACCCAAACAUACUGAUGUCCCUCUCACCCGCGGCUCAGGCCUGUGGUAGCUUCUCAGAUGGGAACGUGAGACUUCGCUCCCCGUCUUCUCCCGGCUGUCGAGGGGCCGGCCAGCCAUUGUCCGCUGUGCAGGCUGCUGUGUUUACAAGGCUGCCAGCUUUCCAAGUGCUGCUACUGAACUAGAUUUCCCUGCUGAUAUUUUCAUCGUGAUAGUGAUGAUUAGUAUUUAUUUGAAAGGUGCUAGAUUUAAUUUUGUUAUGGAAUUGUUGUAAUGCUUAGUCUUGUGUUCCCUGCAAGCACAGCACUGGUCUUUUUUGUCUUAUAAUCUAAUAACCUGUACUUGAUGUGAAUUAACUGAUGAGGAGCACUGUAACUGUUGGGGUCUUGUCGGUAACCCUGUAACACUGAGCCAUUAAAAUGUCAAGGUUAAAGAGAAA
Molecule: messenger RNA, 1494 nt
Organism: Peromyscus maniculatus bairdii (prairie deer mouse)
Lineage: Eukaryota; Metazoa; Chordata; Mammalia; Rodentia; Cricetidae
Gene: C23H12orf76
Product: chromosome 23 C12orf76 homolog
Source: RefSeq, a predicted model, not a curated record